UAUGUAGCUAACAAAUAUUAACUGAACGACUGAUUACGCUAACGUUCCUGCGUAAAAUAUUUUUUUUUGAGAGACCAGUGCAGGACAUGAUCUGCACCUGACCAGCCUCGUGUCUUCACUGAAUGGACUGAUCAGCACGAGAUAAAGUUCGUCGCGCGCUGAAGAACUUCUGUUCACUGGCAUCGGAAGCACUGCGCUUUUAACGGAUAGCGAUCUUUAUUAAUUCCAAUUAAAGCUACAUAAUCAAGGCGAGACGGCGACCUCAGUCGAUUAUCUUUCCUUCCUUUGCUAUCCCAUGGAUAUUCACUGCAAAGCAGACCCCUUCUCGGCGAUGCACCGGCACGGCGGUGUGAACCAGCUAGGAGGGGUGUUUGUGAAUGGCAGACCCCUACCUGACGUGGUCAGGCAAAGAAUCGUGGAGCUCGCGCACCAAGGAGUCAGACCUUGUGACAUCUCAAGACAACUACGGGUCAGCCAUGGCUGUGUCAGCAAAAUUCUCGGAAGAUACUAUGAAACCGGCAGUAUUAAACCUGGAGUUAUUGGGGGUUCCAAACCAAAAGUGGCGACGCCCAAAGUUGUGGAUAAAAUCGCAGAAUACAAGCGGCAGAAUCCCACAAUGUUCGCCUGGGAGAUCAGAGACCGACUCCUGGCCGAGGGCGUUUGUGACAACGACACAGUACCAAGUGUUUCAUCUAUAAACAGGAUAAUUCGAACCAAAGUUCAGCAGCCUUUCCAUCCAUCCUCUGACGGUACAGGAACGCCUCUCACCACAGCGGGACACACUAUAGGUGAUCUUGAGAGCACUCCAUAUACGUUAACCUAUUCCUGUGCUCUUUCAGUGCCCAGCACAGCCUCCCCACCUGUGUCAAGCGCUUCCAAUGACCCUGUGGGGUCCUACUCUAUUAAUGGCAUCCUAGGAAUCCCUCGCUCCAAUGGCGAAAAGAGAAAACGCGAUGAUGUUCUCUGGAGUGGCAACCACUUGGAUGGGAGGAAAAUAGGAUAUUAUGGUUCAGAUGGCUCUGGCCCAAACAGUGAUUCUCAGGGUAGUGUGGAGAGUUUACGGAAGCACCUGAGGGCUGAUGCCUUCACUCAACAGCAGCUGGAGGCUCUGGAUCGGGUGUUUGAGCGGCCGUCAUACCCCGACGUCUUCCCUACGUCAGAACACAUCAAGCCAGAGCAGGCUAAUGAAUACUCGCUACCAGCACUGAACCCUGGACUGGACGAAGUCAAGCCCAGUCUGUCAACCAGCGUCAGCUCAGAUUUGGGCUCCAGCGUGUCACAGAGCUACCCGGUAGUGACAGGUCGAGACAUGGCGAGCACAACCCUACCAGGAUACCCACCUCACGUUCCCCCCACUGGGCAGGGCAGCUACCCCACCUCUACACUUGCUGGAAUGGUCCCUGGAAGCGACUUUUCAGGAAAUCCCUACUCUCACCCGCAGUACACAACUUACAAUGAAGCUUGGCGGUUCAGCAACCCCGCGUUAUUAAGUUCCCCUUAUUAUUAUAGUGCCGCAUCCCGGGGCUCCGCCCCUCCCACUGCUGCCUAUGACCGCCACUAGUUACCAUGGCAACCCAAUCAAACUGCAGGACCAUGGCCGCGGCCUCCAUAUCGUACCAGUAUGAAUGGCGUUAAGGUCAGAGGGAUUGAAGAUGGCUACGCGAUCUUCAGUUUCACGGGGCCAAGAUCGGAUUAGGAGGGUCAAGCAACAGCGGGUUUCCCCCCCCAGACAUCGACUAUACCCCCCUCACGCAACAUCAACACUAAGGCUCUCAUUCUCUAAAUCACUGAACAAUGACUGAACUAUUUCCUGAAAGACUUUGAAAGAUUCUACAAAAAUAUAUAUAUUAUACAAGAUAUAAAACAAGACGAACCGUGUGAAGAAAUACCAAGUAACAAUUGAUGUGUUGUUGUUUUUUUGUUUUUUGUUCUCUUUAAAUCAAU
Molecule: messenger RNA, 1944 nt
Organism: Sinocyclocheilus rhinocerous
Lineage: Eukaryota; Metazoa; Chordata; Actinopteri; Cypriniformes; Cyprinidae
Gene: pax2a
Product: paired box 2a
Exons: 11
Coding region: 296-1561 (421 amino acids)
Biological process (GO): anatomical structure development; regulation of transcription by RNA polymerase II
Molecular function (GO): DNA-binding transcription factor activity, RNA polymerase II-specific; RNA polymerase II cis-regulatory region sequence-specific DNA binding
Source: RefSeq, a predicted model, not a curated record